AUGCGUUUACGAACCGCCGCCCGAGUCAUCCUGGUGGGGGCACCGGGAGUAGGGAAGGGCACGCAGUCACAACGCCUCCUCCGACGUUUCCCGCAGCUGUCAUCCAUCAGCUCAGGGGACCUGCUCCGGUAUCAUGUCAAGGAGCGGACUCCUCUCGGAAUCAAAGUUGAGGGCAUCAUGAAGAGUGGUGGGCUGGUCCCGGACGAGCUCAUCCUUCGCCUGAUCACGAACGAGUUUCAUACGCGCGGCUGGCUGCGCCCGGCCAACCCGGCUGACAGCGUCAUGACGCUGGCCUCGUCAGUCAUUACGAACCACAGCGCUACUACAGAGCAUUCCCGAACCGUCGCCGAAGAAGCCGAUGCCUUCAUCUCCUCCCCCUCCCACGCGCGAGGCUUCCUCCGGCCGCAAAUCAACGACGACCCCUCGGCGUCCUUCCUGCUCGAUGGUUUCCCACGCACACAAAACCAAGCCGAGCGCCUGGACGAGAUCGUUCCCAUCAAUCUCGCCGUCUGGCUGAAGACCCCUCUCGAGGUCAUUCUGGAGCGUAUCUCCGGCCGCUGGGUACACGAGCCAUCGGGCCGGGUCUACAACGACUCGUUCAACCCGCCCAAGGUGCCCGGUCGCGACGACGUAACAGGCGAGCCGCUGGCCAAACGGGCUGACGACAGCGAGGAAGUGUACCGCGCGCGCUGGGCCAAGUUCCUCGAGACCAGCGAGCCACUGCUCGAGCACUACGCCAAAAAGGGCGUGCUGUGGGAGGUGGAGGGCAUGAGCAGCGAUGAGAUUACGCCAAAGUUGUUCGCCGAGUUUGAGCGGCGGUUUGCCGAGUAA
Thermochaetoides thermophila DSM 1495 is the source of this 831-nucleotide messenger RNA. Its product is annotated as adenylate kinase 2-like protein. Bases 1 to 831 code for a protein of 276 amino acids. Gene Ontology annotation, cellular component: cytoplasm; mitochondrion. Gene Ontology annotation, molecular function: ATP binding; AMP kinase activity. Lineage: Eukaryota; Fungi; Ascomycota; Sordariomycetes; Sordariales; Chaetomiaceae. The transcript has 2 exons. Gene Ontology annotation, biological process: nucleobase-containing compound metabolic process. The record is from RefSeq and is a predicted model, not a curated record.